AUGUUCAACCACCGCGUCGAGCAACUCCAGUGGUUGCGUCAGUCUCUCAAUGGUCGGGUCGUCGAGCCGGUUGAGAACGGGUUGGCUGUGGCGCAUCGCCAGCGCAGGAUCUGCAAGUACCGAGACUUCCCCAUUUUCGACCUUCCCCCUGAGCUCCUCACCAUGAUCUUCCGUACCACCUUCUGGGGGAGCGAGAAUGUGGUGAAGGCCAACAGGAUGCGUAUGCAUCUCACCUGGGUGUGUCAGCGAUUCCGCCAGAUUGCACUCGCGGACCCUCAGCUGUGGGGAACGCUGUGGUUCUGCGACCAGCACCCGUGGACGCGUAGUCUUGCCUUUUUGGAACGUGCCGGGGGCGGCGUACUCGACAUACGCCUCGACGAUCGCCAGGAGCAGAAGCACCAGGAACCCAUGACCAUCCCCCGCCUCGAUAUGAUCCUUGACAAACUACUGCCCAAGAUCUCCCAAAUCCGCAUGCUCGUCCUCCACUUCAACGACCUCAAUAUCAUGCACCACUUCUUCCGUCGUUUCAGCGUCGCCGGUCCCCCUGACCUUCUCGAGCUCGUCGACAUCGACGCCAAUGUCAUGUACGCGCGGGACCCUGCGUCACCCCUGGUCGCCUUCAGCAGAUUCCCAACUCCGAAGCUACGCAAGCUCAUUAUCACUGGCUUCGCCCUUGACUGGGAGACCGUGCAGUACAAAACCCUCCACACUAUGGACAUACGCCACUUCACCCUACCUUCCUUCAUGUCCAUGUCCCGCUGGAGUGAGCUCCUACGGCCUGCGUACCACAUCUACAAGCUAUCGUUCGUCGGCGCGAUGCCGAACCCGUCUAGUUGCCUGCCGCUGUCGCUUCCAAACCUGCGCGAGCUCUUUCUCGCAAGGAUCCCGACGACGGGGGUGCAGGAGCUUUUGCACUUCCUCGACACACGCAGGGUCAUGCUAUUGACGCUCGGGGGCCUCCAUGGCACCCUUCAAGGCUUCCCGCAUUUCUUUUACUCGCUCAAGGGCCGAUUCCCGGAGGCCCGUAGCGUCUCCGUGUACUCCAUCCCCUACACCCCGGACCGACAGUUCAGAGACCAACUCAUGCGAGGCGUCGUCUGCUGGUUUGAGAGCAUGCCUCUCGUCAACACUCUCCGGCUGGAGAGAGUCGCCUACGAUUUCUUCAAAACCCUCUCCACCGAUCCGUCCAGUUGGUGGCCGGCCGACGUCGUCAGCGCGUACUUCAAGCCGCAGCGCGACGCCGGAGUUCCCGAGGAUCAGCUCGUUAGACCCCUGCUCCUCCCCGAUCUCGAAAGCGUUUACAUCGAGUUCCCUGAGGUGGAAUGGCAGGAGCUCCUCGACACCCUCCUGGCUCGCAAGAAAGCCGGACGCCCGGUGAACACGCUCUACAGCACUGACGUGAAGGACGAGAUCAAGGCGAUGAUGAAGGCUGGGCUGAAGGUCGGGGGUGAUUACCAUACUGCUCCAGACAGACUGAUGGCGACGCGGGAAGAGCUUCGAGUGAGGGGGCGCAUGAUGCAGCUGAUCCCAUGGGUCAGGGGGGAGGUUGGCGAAGGGCUCAAAGAACAGCAUAUCGGCGUGUGA
Messenger RNA from Epithele typhae, 1584 nucleotides. RefSeq lists its product as uncharacterized. NCBI's taxonomy places the organism in Eukaryota, Fungi, Basidiomycota, Agaricomycetes, Polyporales, Epitheliaceae. The coding region runs from base 1 to 1584 and encodes 527 amino acids. The transcript has a single exon. The record is from RefSeq and is a predicted model, not a curated record.